AUGAAAUAUCCAAUUCAUGAUGACGACCCCUUAAUUAAAGAUGAAGCGGAACCACCCGAUACGGAAGAAGAAGAGUUCGUCAAAGAGGAGGUCGCUAUAGAACAAACCUUUUCGGCCAUCAAUUUUAUUAAAGAAGAAAAUAAGCAGUCUCUCGAAGACCCAUUGCCACUUGAACUCAAGGAACUACCUAAAGGUCUAGAAUACGCAUUUUUAGACGAACAUGUCUAUACGGAUCAUGCCGCCAUUCGAUACCUCUUCAAAAACCAAGAUGCCAAACCACGUUUGAUCCGGUGGAUUCUUCUCUUCCAAGAAUUCGACAUUGAAAUAAAAGAUAAACAAGGAGCCGAAAAUAUCGCCGCUGACCAUUUGUCAUGCUUAGAAGAUCCCGCUUUGGAGUCGACUCGAGAAGAGCUCAUCAAUGAAAAGUUCCCCACCGAAUCUUUGGAAAUGGUUGAAUACCAAGAAGAACCAUGGUACACCAACUAUGCUAACUACCUCGCUAGCGGCAUUUUAGUCAAAGGUAUGAAGAAGGACAUUGCUGCUUACGUCUUGAAAUGCCUUACUUGCACGAAGGUAAAGGAUGAACAUCAACGUCCUUUAGGUCUUCUAGAACAACCCGAGAUCCCUGUUUGGAAAUGGGAUAGCAUCAUUAUGGACUUUAUAACUAAGCUACCUCGCACACCUUCUGGUCAUGAUAGUAUUUGGGUGAUCAUUGACCGUUUGACUAAAUCAGCCCACUUUCUUCCUAUUCGCGAAGACUAUAAAGUGGAGAAACUUGCUCGAAUCUAUACCGAUGAGAUUAUAUGCCGUCAUGGCAUACCUUUUGACAUAAUCUCUGACUGA
Molecule: messenger RNA, 843 nt
Organism: Helianthus annuus (common sunflower)
Lineage: Eukaryota; Viridiplantae; Streptophyta; Magnoliopsida; Asterales; Asteraceae
Exons: 3
Coding region: 1-843 (280 amino acids)
Biological process (GO): DNA integration
Molecular function (GO): nucleic acid binding
Source: RefSeq, a predicted model, not a curated record